AUCUAAAAAUAACUAGGUAUUGUUUAAAAAAGCAAUAACUGUCUAGCUUACUGACAGUCUUUAUGUCUUCAAUAGAGUCUUUUAAUUAAAUACAGGCGAAGAACCUAAAUAAGUAUAUGAUUAUUUAGAUGUUACUAUGAGUGAUAAAAAUAAGUCAGUUAAAAUAAGAGAAAGUAUAGAAGGAAACACGUUAGAUACAGAAGAAAGAAUUGAAAGGCAAGAUGGCGAAGCCUCGUCGAGUACAACAAAUAUCGGAAAGUUCUCUGGACGUUUACAUCCCCUCAUUUCCUGGUUCACCACGAUCCCUUGAUUAUGCUUCUGAACCCUCCAUUGAUUCCGAAUUUGAAGAAUACCAGCACGAUCCACGGUUAAAAGAAGCUAUAGAAUUCCUUCACGCAGACAAGGACCUACUCAUCGCUGCCGAAACUGGCAAUGAUCAACAUAUCGAAAUGAUUCUAAGGAGGUCAGAUAUACCUGUCCAACAAAUGGACCACCUGGGAAGAAAUGCACUGCACCUUGCAGUUUGUUCCGAUAAUCUGAGAGGUAUAGAAUUAUUGCUGAAAGGUGGAGUUAGCCCCAAUGUUAAAGAUAGCGUCGGAAUGACUCCGCUAUCGUUGUGUUUGAUGCGCAGACCGUCGUUGACUGUGGCUAAGCUACUUUUUGAUUAUGGGGCUAAACUUAUGCCACGAACGGAUCCUAUGGAUACAGGACUAUUUAUUCAAUUCGUUAUGAUGUCAACACCGACAAAUGAAGAAGAGAACAUAAUGGAACUUCUUAUACAAAAAGGUGCUCUUGUUAACGAUCCCGAUGCACCAGGAGGCCGGCAGCCUCUGCACUUUGCAGCAAUGAGUAACAACUGUACUCUUAUACGAAUUCUCGUGAACUUAGGAGCAAGCUUGUAUUUGACUAAUCACAGAAAUGAAACGCCAAAAGAAGUGGCAGCUACGUUUGACUGUAAAGAUGCUUAUGAUCUUUUAAAUAAACUCGAAUCAGAAGAUGUGCUGCCUAUGCAAUCAAGAGGACGACUGACAAGUCUAUUUUAAAUGAUUAUUUUCUAGCAUAAGAUCAGUGCCUGGGUUAAUUAUUCCCUGUGACUCGAAGCGGCAAAAACCCGUAUUACGGCAUGUACCUUAUUUCAUGUGCAGUUUUCUGUGUUUUAAUAAUAAAGAAAGUUUAUGUUAAGAUUGUUAGCACCAUAGUACAAAAUAAUUAUACUAUUAAAUUUUAAUUUAUUAUUGAUAAUUUUACUAUAAAUUAAAUGUUUUGUGGGAUUUCGGUGACCUGGCGACACCAAUAAUAGUAGCAGAUAAUAUAGCAUCUCUCAUAUUAUA
Messenger RNA from Pieris napi, 1331 nucleotides. RefSeq names its product potassium channel AKT6-like. Lineage: Eukaryota; Metazoa; Arthropoda; Insecta; Lepidoptera; Pieridae. The record is from RefSeq and is a predicted model, not a curated record. The transcript has 5 exons. The coding region runs from base 222 to 1043 and encodes 273 amino acids. Gene Ontology annotation, molecular function: protein binding.